UCCGAUCCAAGUGCUCUUUGACAGCAGAAGUUCAUUUGCUCGCACUGCAAGCAAUUUUUUAUGUUGAAAGAUUAAUAGAUAUGCAAACAAAACAACGACAGCAAGAAGAUUUUCAAUAGUAGGAUUUGUUUUUCAAUAAAAGUUAUCAUGUUUAAGAUGUAGAUUAUUCAGUCAGUUCUCCGAAAAAAGCAGUACAAUGAUUCGGUCGCGUUCAAUCAUUUAUUAAUAGCUACAUUAUGCUCAUGCUACGACGGCCUCAGCAGUGCUUUGUCUUGUUUGCUUAAGUGGGCUUCUUCUACCGAAGCUGUUGCAGUGAUUAUAAAUGAAAUGGUUCGGUGAAAAUAUGUCGAAGCCGUUGAAUGGUAAACGAGCAGCAGGUUUCGGCUGAUAAGAAUAGCUCUCGGAAUAGCAAGCUGAUGUUGCCGUAUUAGAAGAAACCGAAAACGAAUCGCUGUCAUUCGGGCUCACCCAGUUUUAUCUGUUCGGGUGUGGGUUCUAAUUGAAAAGUGCGCCUGAAGGCAGUGAUUUCAUCCAAACCGUAAACAGCCCCCCGUCAGCCGAAGACGGAAACCUGAACCGAGAAAAACAAGUGAUAAAGUGCUUAAUUAGUAGUUGCCGGCAAGCGUGUAAACUAUCUGUUCCCGCAACGAACGGAUCUAUUUCGGAAAAAUUGAAAACCAAGAAAAAAAAGGGUGGACACAGGAUGGAUUUGGCAAAUCUCUUUCUCUUCUGCCUGAUGUCCUGCGUGAUUGGCGCCGUGCUGAUGCUGUUAAUACAGUACUACGCGUUCGUGCGAUAUUUCCACCUGCCGGAACUGAGCGACGAGCAGGAACAGUACCGGAAGUCAGCCUUCAGCGAACCCUACGUGCUCCCGGAUACACUGUUAGCCAGCAUUAAAGCGCCGGAUGCCGAGAGUAAAUCGACCAUAAUGGCCAUUAACUUAAUACUGCAAUUCCUAUACUUCGAACUGCGCCAUUCGAACCGCGUUCGGAAGUGGUUCCACCGGAAGCUGUCACUCGAGCUGGAUGAAUUAAUCAGUAAAACCACCACCGGAAAACUGUUCGACAAGCUGUCGAUUCGAGACCUCGAUUUGGGCAAUCAGUUCCCGGAAAUAAAAAACUUUCGACUUCACCAGGUUGAGCUGCAUCCCGAGGAAGAUCAUAUUGAGAGUCUAGACGUUCUGCUAGAUUUACACUACGAGGGACAUUUUCGGUUGUCUAUCGACGCUGAUAUGGUACUCGGCAAAAAAGGGUCACUGGAUUUGAAAGUCAAACAGGUGUCUGGUAUCGCCCGGCUACAGUUUACACGCAAACCAUACACCCAUUGGUCUCUGAGCUUCGUUGGUGAUCCGAAGGUGGAUUUAGAGGUGCAAUCGCAGUUCCAAGGACGUCAAAUGCAAUCAAACGUUUCGAGCUUAAUAUCCAAUCAAAUUCGUAAGGCAAUACGACGGAAACACACUCUCCCUAACUAUAAGCUGAGGUACAAACCGUUCUUCCACCGCGUAGAGGAAGACUACGAUUUGAACGAAAUUGUCCCGAACGGAACGCUGGAAGUCACCGUAGAGGAAAUCAGCCGCUUGAAUACCGCAUCAAGAUUGACUCACGUCUACUGCACCCUGACGCUGGCUCACAUGCCCUGGGUAUUUGCCAGACAGCAGGAUGACAAUAAUCUGAUCGUUUCACUCGAUGUUGAAAUUCACAAAGCUAAAAAUCAACAGAUCGGAAUCGUGUUCAAGCAACAGGAUCAGUUUGUCACCAUCGAAGCGGUCAUACCAAACACACCGGCGUCGAAGGCGGAACUUAAGCGUGGAGAUCUGCUACUCUCGAUUCAAGGGAAGCGAGUCACAACCAUCAAUCAGGUCGCCAAAGUUAUGAAAUCUCUGAACAGACCCAUGUUUGUGCUGCGCAUCGAGCGUAUUGUUUCCGGUACGAUCAAGAAUGACGGUUUGCUGGAUGAUUUGGAAGACUACGAGGAAAUUGACCCGAAUUUGAAUAUAAGUUUCACUAAAAAUUUGGACAACGUUCAGAUCGGCUCUAGCAUUGCUAAAGAGAAGGCAAAAGUUUCCCGGCGAAGUUCAAAGGAAAGCGGUGGAGAAUCCAGCCAUUCAAAUACGCCUGGCAAUACACCAGUGAAGCGUCCGGAAUCAAAGAAAGAAGAUCAAACAUCCGGGAAAUCGUCGGAAAAUGAUACGUCAUCAGCAGCUAGUAGAAAAUCACUUGGGGAUAGUUUCCCCCAGCACGCAUCGGUAGAUUGUGAGUUUAACUCCUUCAUACGAAUGGGGGAUUUGUGUAAUUUCCAAUUGAUGGAACAGUUUUCGUACUUAAAUGUUAAUGUAUUUGGAAAAAGUAGUGACGAGCAUCGAUUACUCGGUUAUUUGAAUAUACCUGUAAACAGUAUUCUGCUGGAAUGUAAUGAAUCUCUACUAGGGCACCAUUUGAAGAAGUAUCCUUUGCUUCCACCGGAAGCAAUUGAUGUAUCAAGCCAUCCGCUCUCUAUGCAGUCAGGAUUCGAUCAGAACUAUUGCUACGGAGAUAUCUUGAUGUCAUUUGUUUGGAGUGGCACGGCCAUUUCCGCAGGAAAUAGCAGUAUCUCCAUGAAAAGUAGCACGGAAAAUAUUAAAAAGCUCAAACUGAUCAGUAUUAGCCGGGGUUCGGCCGACAAGAUGGAUGACAAUGACAAAAGUGAUUCUCCGGUCGACUCGAAAACCCCAUCACAGCAAACCUCACAGACAUCACAACAGCAUGACUUCAUUCGAACGCAUUUCCAUCGGACCACACAAUGCGAUUACUGUGGCAAGAAGAUUUGGCUCAAGGACGCUGUCCAGUGCCGUGACUGUGCCAUGUGUUGCCACAAGAAGUGUAUCAAUAAGUGUCAAAGCUCCACGGUUUGCAAUGUCGGCGAUGCAGCACCGACAAUUCCUCUAACAAGUUCUCAACCAGAAUUUCGCGUGACUGAAGCGGAUUCUCCUACAAUCGAGAUUGAGGACUUCGUCGAUAUUGUCGAAGAGGAACAACAACAGCAGGCAGCUAAGUCUCGACUGGAAUCCCAUCGUCAGAGUUUCAGCGAUCUACUGACACAAGGAUUGAAACGAGUGAAUUCAGUAAACAAUCUGGCAAUUCCAAUGGUUUCUUCCAUGAACCAAAGUAGCAAAAGUUUACCCCCGACACCACAGCAAACACCGCGUAAACAAUCACUUGCCGGCAUAAACCCCAAUCCUUUUACGGUCGUAGUACAGCGAUUGGAAGGCCUACCGGAAGAUCUCACAGACCUACAGAUGGAACAGAUAGUGGAAUUGGUCGCACCGUUGAUUGAGUAUGGCUCUUCUGACACGCUGAUGUCGCUGGCUAAAAGUUCCAGUAAAGCAAUCUACGCCGAGUACGAGUCAGAUGUGCGAACCGAGAAGAUCAACAAGCUGCUUUCCAAGCUGCAUAUCGCACUGGACUGCGAAACUCUGAACCAAUCGGUAUUAAGCACCGCCAAGGGUGAUUGCACCAAAGAGGACGAGAAACCGAAAAGCUCUGUUCAAACACCAGACGGCACCCGAUCGGCCUUCCUGGCGGGUCAAUCGGAGGAACGCGUCCAGGCGCUAAGCAUUUUGAUGCUUCACUUGUGCUCCGGUUUGCAGCAUGCCCAGGGUAAUCUAAAUCAAUGAGAAUACCGCUUGCUUCGGCAGCUCUCGCUAGGGUCUCUGCUAGAGCCAUCCACCCUGGUGGACCUUCUACCAGAGGGCGCUUUAUUGCAGGGGGAGAACGCAGAAGCAGACGAACGAUUCAAUAGAUCCUUCAUUGCUGGCGGUUCGAAUGGUCGGAAAAGUCCUUUUCGCUCACGGCGGCUCACGUCGUGCCGCAAACGAGCGAUGGGCCUUUUCCAACGUUCCGCUAGUGUUAGCAGCGCUAGAAGUGGUAAUUGUAAGAGCAACGCCAAUCGAUGGCUCACUCCCACAUACCAAAACACCUGAAUCCACAUUCCACAUAGUAAACAGAAUCAUGCCCCCCCUGCUUGACAAGGAUUUACGCUGCUUUUUGAUCAACGGACCCGUAGCAUUUGUCGUAGCAGCUUAGCGAAACAUGUAGUUCAAAGCAUCAACCCAAAAGCACACCACAUUCCCCGUUGGACGAUCAAAUAACACCAAACCAAUGGUUUAAAAGCACCCUCAUUAGAUAAUGUUAGUUGGCAACAUCUGUCAGGGAGACCGAAGUACGGUGAAUACAUUUAGCACGCGAUUAUGAGCUUUUGGAAUGCAAUCAUUUCUGCAUAAUUAUGUGUGGUUUUAUAGUAUUUACUUCUCGAUAAGCUGAUGAUAACUCUCAGUGAGUAGAAGAGUGGUUAAGCCAUAACUGUAUGUUUUCCGUUGCUCGGUCACCCAUGGAUGAGCGAUUGUGCACGUCUAAGCUGAACGGUUCUAGCGAAAAAAAAAGAAAACAUUAUUUGCGUUUAGAAUAAGUGAUAUGUUUUGCAACCCAGCUUCCAUAGUAUUAAUGAGACCAAUGUCAAAACUAAAAGUGUGAUCUCCAUAAAUAGUUCGCUCCGGUCGUGAAUACUACUUACCUACGAAACUAACACUAUUUUUCCAUUAGGAUCCAUCUCAUCCCCCUGGGAGAGGGAACUGUUCCGGCGGAUGGGCGCAGGGUUACCGCGAGAAUCGUUCUUCUGAAUCAACUACAACUUGACUAUACUCAAAUAUACCUAUUCUCGUAUUUUUCGAGUUGAGUAAGGACACUGCUCUAGACAGCAGAAACCAAUGCACUACACUUAUAAACAGCAGCGCUAACACAUCAAUCAACUAUAAGCGGUUUUUAUCAUACUUCCGCAAACCUUUGAUGUAGAAGGUAUCAAAAUUCCCUUGGCAGCAGAAAAAAAAUCGCUUACAUACACUACACGAAACCCGCUUCACAUACGCAGUUGUUUUACAAAACUAGUCAAUAUACAUGACUUUAUUGAUUGAAUUGAUAGGAUCAGACAUAUACAAUUAUACAUCCAUUUCGACUUACUUCUGCAGUCUCGGCUGCGCGUGCAAAGUGUUUUAAGCAAGGUUGAACUAUUUGGUGGCAACAGAGUAUUGAAAGUAUAUAAAAGAAAUACAAGUUUCAUGAAAAUAAAUGAAAAUUGUAAACAGAAUAAA
Wyeomyia smithii (pitcher-plant mosquito) is the source of this 5122-nucleotide messenger RNA. It is a transcript of the gene Pdzd8, whose product is annotated as PDZ domain-containing protein 8. Gene Ontology annotation, cellular component: mitochondria-associated endoplasmic reticulum membrane contact site. The record is from RefSeq and is a predicted model, not a curated record. Gene Ontology annotation, biological process: mitochondrial calcium ion homeostasis. Gene Ontology annotation, molecular function: protein binding; lipid binding. The coding region runs from base 704 to 3652 and encodes 982 amino acids. The transcript is spliced from 8 exons. NCBI's taxonomy places the organism in Eukaryota, Metazoa, Arthropoda, Insecta, Diptera, Culicidae.